Molecule: messenger RNA, 1008 nt
Organism: Saccharomyces kudriavzevii IFO 1802
Lineage: Eukaryota; Fungi; Ascomycota; Saccharomycetes; Saccharomycetales; Saccharomycetaceae
Gene: SAS2
Product: histone acetyltransferase
Exons: 1
Coding region: 1-1008 (335 amino acids)
Biological process (GO): regulation of DNA-templated transcription
Molecular function (GO): histone acetyltransferase activity
Source: RefSeq, a predicted model, not a curated record
AUGGCAGGAUCUGUAGGUCAAUCACUCAGAGCAACUACACAACGGCUUAAAGGAAAGAAGAAUGGUGGAAAAGGCAAGAACAAGUCCUCUAAAAAGGCUCGCAAAGAAAUGCUUUAUGGAAUUUUGAAUGAGAAAAACAUAAAGCAAAUUCAAUUUGGCGUGAGUAAGAGGUUCCCUACUUGGUAUGGAAGCGCCGUUUAUUUCGAUCCAGAAACCAAAAGAUUAGGAUGCUCUGAGUCCAAAAGCCAACUCUGCUCUAAUUUCAAUGACCAGUACUGGCUAGAAACGCUUUUCGUUUGUGAAUACUGCUUCAAAUAUACGGAUAAUCGGGCACGUUUUGUAGUACAUGCAGCAGUUUGUCCAUUCCAAUACCGUGCUCCAGGAAAAAUAAAGUAUAAGAGUCCCGAAUAUACGAUAAGAAGAGUAAAAGGAUCUAAGUAUCAACUAUUUUGUCAAUGUCUUUGCCUUUUUACGAAGCUAUUUCUGGACAACAAAUCCAUGUACUUUAAAGUAGAUCAUUACGAAUUUUACAUAGUCUAUGAAAAUGGAUCCGCAAAGCCGAUGGGAUUUUUCUCCAAGGAUUUAGUGUCAUACCAGCAAAACAACCUAGCAUGCGUCUUAACGUUUCCACCAUAUCAAAGACGCGGGCUAGGCCUGUUACUUAUAGAAUUUUCAUACAAAUUAUCUCAAUUAGAAGGUGUAAUAUCAGGGCCAGAAGUUCCGUUAUCACCCUUUGGAUUGAUCGGGUACUUGAAAUAUUGGUCACAGAUACUCUGUUGGCAUCUCAUUGAGGGCGAUCUUGCGCAUUGCGAUAAAGUGAGUCUGGAGGAUCUUUCUAUCGUGACUGGAAUGAGAGUCAGUGAUAUUAUUUUGACUCUGAAACACUUGAACUGUAUUGGAGAAAACAAUCAAAUUUACUUGCAGUCCUUAAGCACUUGGUUGAAAUCCCACGGAACAAAAGGGAACUGGUUCAAAUUGCAGGAUGAGUACUUGCUCAUAGAUGACUAG